Molecule: messenger RNA, 2517 nt
Organism: Danio aesculapii
Lineage: Eukaryota; Metazoa; Chordata; Actinopteri; Cypriniformes; Danionidae
Gene: casp10
Product: caspase 10, apoptosis-related cysteine peptidase
Exons: 11
Coding region: 177-1724 (515 amino acids)
Biological process (GO): negative regulation of extrinsic apoptotic signaling pathway via death domain receptors; proteolysis
Molecular function (GO): cysteine-type endopeptidase activity; protein binding
Source: RefSeq, a predicted model, not a curated record
CAAGGUGGAAAGCAAUGAAGGAAGUAGGAGGGCAGUAAAAUAAAAUAAAAAGUGACGUUUAUAAAUUGCUUUUCACUUUCGAUUUGUAGUUUCAGGCAGAAUAAAUGAUCCCCAAAACACCUAAUAUCUCCAGAAGCUCGUCGUGCGAAAGUUGGCCGCUUCACUGAAAGGAGGAGAUGGAGAUGUGUUUUCAGAGUGUGCUGCUGAAAGUGCAGGAGUCUCUCAGUGCAGAUGAGCUGCAGGAUCUGCUGUUUCUGUGCUCGGAUCUGCUCUGUUUACGAGACCUCAACACUGUGAGCUCUGGGCAGAAGCUCUUCACUCUUCUGCAGGAACAGGACCUGCUGUCAUUGGAGGAUCCAUCGCUGCUUAUGGAGCUGCUGAGGAUCACCAAACGGACCCGUCUGAUCCGCAGUCUGCAGUCGGAUGCUUGUAUGCAAACCAAUGGCACAGCUGAUCAGCCACAACAACAACAACAACAACGCAUCUCCAGAUACAGACAGUUUUUGUAUGAGCUGUCAGAGUCCAUCUGCGAUCAAGACCUGAAAAACAUCAAGUUCCUACUAAUGAAAACACUUUCACGCAGAAAACUGGAGCAGAACUUGACGCUGUUGCAGCUGUUUCUGGAGAUGGAGAAGGAGGACCUGCUCGGGGAAAAUAAUUUGGACGUCCUGCAGAGGAUUUUUGCAGAUGUCUAUCCCGCUUUAGGAAAAAAAAUUAAUCAGUACAGAGAAGAGAACUUAAAUGUAGUGUUUAUUGCUGAGGAGACCGAGGGGUUUUCAUCAAAAGCAGAUCUGCCGUCAUCACAGACGUCACUCCCGUCAGUUGAGAUUUUAGGAAGGGAGAUGGAUGGUAUUACUCUGACUAAAAACGCUUCUGGGUUUAGCAGAGAUAACAGCCAGCGUUCAGAUUCAGUCAACUCAGGGAUCGACAGCGAGAGUUCAGAAAUGCCUCAGAUCGGAAAUUCAAUGUUAGAGCAGUAUGAGAUGAAGGGGGAGUGGAGAGGAGUCUGUCUGAUCAUCAACAACUAUGACUUCAGUGCCUGUGGAAUGGGGAUCAGAGACGGAACAGACAUCGACCACGAGAGUCUGCGGGACGUGUUUGAGUGGCUGGGCUUUGAGAUCUUGACCCGUCGGAACUGUACAAGAGAGCAGAUCCUGAAGGCGCUGAUGGAUCUCUCGGCUCGGGAUCACACACAAGCAGAUUGUGUCGUCUGCUGCAUCUUGAGCCAUGGACGUCUAAAUGGUAUUGUUGGUGUGGAUGGACAAUUAGUUUUCUUUAAGGAGCUGAUGGCGACCCUGAGUCCCUUGCGGUGCUCCUCGCUGUACGGGAAACCCAAGCUGUUCUUCAUCCAGGCCUGCAGGGGCACUCAAAACCAGCGACCAGUGUUUCCUCAGACGUUUACUGAAGAUGAAGACGUGCUGGCCAGCGAUGCAGGAGUGCCCAGAGACUCCAUACCUGAGAUGGCGGAUUACCUGAUGGCCAUGUCCACUGUGCCGCUUUACGCCUCAUUCAGGGACAAAAACAAUGGAACCUGGUUUAUACAGUCCCUCUGCCAUAACCUGAGACUGCUGGUGCCACGGGGGAAGGAUCUGCUCUCCAUCCUGACCAAGGUGAACGCUGACGUGAGCAGAAAGUCUGAUAAAAGUGGUUUGAAGAAGCAGAUGCCGCAGCCUGAGUUCAGCCUCACCAAGACGGUGGUAUUCCCUCCACCAGCGCUUCCUUAAUGAAGCCCCAAACUUCAAAAUAUACCUUUCGUACUUUGAUUUAUUGUCUUGCUUCUAUUCUAAAUAUCUAAACAUUCUUAAAUCAAGACAUGCAAAACAUACUGUCUUGUUUUCAGAAAUAAUGAGUCAAAAUGAAGUGAGUUUUUCCUUAAAACAAGCUAAACAAUUGACUAGAAAGCUAAACUAGAAAGAAACUAUUUACCACCAGCUGAACAAUUUGCCAGUGAAAUGAACCUGCUUUUCUUUUUGACGUGAUGUUAUUUCACUCACCCCAUUGGCAGAUUAUUUUGCUUGUCUUAAGGAAAAACUCACUUCAUUAUUUCUGUAAACAAGUCAAUAUGUUUUGCUAGUCUAGAAAAUGCUUCUUGACAUGAGUGUUUAGAUAUUUGGACUAGAAACGAGACAGAAAAAUCUAUGCAAAAAACCUCUCGAAGCCUCCAGCAGACACGAGCACACCGCUGUUCUGCAGCCAUGUUUACAGGAUGAGCUGGAGUCCUGAUGAGAUUUACUUGAAGCAAAUGCUUUUCUUAAUCAUUUUGGUCUCAUUUCUUGUCUAAAUAUCUAAAAACUCUUAAAUCAAGAAGCAUUGUUUAGACAAUUUAAAAAUAUAGUGUUUCUUUUAGAAAUAAUGUGUCAAAAUGAAGUCAGUUUUGCCUUUAAACAAGCAAAAUAAUAAGCCGGUGAGUAAAAUCUUCUUGUCAUAACAUUAUUUUGCUCAUCCCACUUGUUUUAAAGAAAAACUCCCGUAAUUUUGGCAUUAUUACAGAAAACAACACUAUAUAUUAUAGUAAUA